This is a messenger RNA of Tarenaya hassleriana, 6613 nucleotides long. RefSeq names its product callose synthase 7. Gene Ontology annotation, biological process: (1->3)-beta-D-glucan biosynthetic process. The record is from RefSeq and is a predicted model, not a curated record. Gene Ontology annotation, cellular component: plasma membrane; 1,3-beta-D-glucan synthase complex. The transcript has 41 exons. NCBI's taxonomy places the organism in Eukaryota, Viridiplantae, Streptophyta, Magnoliopsida, Brassicales, Cleomaceae. Bases 390 to 6194 code for a protein of 1934 amino acids. Gene Ontology annotation, molecular function: 1,3-beta-D-glucan synthase activity.
UUCUCCGGGAAGCAAAGCUCCAAGCUUUCCAAGAAACUCAAAGAAAAUGGAAGAAAGUUUCGUAAAGGAGAGUAAGGAAUUCAGGCUUAAUCCACAGAAACCCUAGUUCUGGAUUCGAUUUCCUAUUCAUCUACAGAAGAGCCGCACCUAAAAGCGCAAAAAGAUUCAUUUUUCUUGUUCUCUUUCUCAUUCUUUUCUUCCUCUUAGAGCAAUCGCUUUGUCCCACAGCCCACUCAACGAAUCUCUCGUCUCUUUUCUCGCUUUUCGAUUUUCUGCGCAAUAUAUAUGCAGAAAAGGGAAAAUGGGUAUCACGAUAAUCGUCGGUUCCUCGAACAUUGUAGGAGAAGAAGAAAAAGAAAGUGAGGAAGAGGAGCUGAGAUUGGUCGGCUAUGGCGAGCUCCAGCGGUGGGAGAGGGGGAGAGGAUGGUCGGCCGCCGCAGAUGCAACCGGUGCGGUCGUUGUCGCGGAGGAUGACGCGAGCCGGGACGAUGAUGAUCGACCGUCCAAACGAGGACGAGAGCGCCAUUGAUAGCGAGCUCGUGCCUUCUUCUCUCGCCUCCAUCGCUCCGAUUCUGCGAGUCGCUAAUGACAUCGAGAAUGAUAACCCUAGGGUUGCUUACCUCUGUCGCUUCCUUGCAUUGGAGAAGGCUCAUAGAAUGGAUCAAACAUCUAGUGGGCGAGGUGUCCGUCAAUUUAAGACCUAUCUGUUGCACAGAUUAGAAAGGGAGGAAGAGGAAACAGAACGUAAGUUGGCUAAGAGUGACCCAAGAGAAAUUCAACUGUACUAUAAAAACUUCUACGAGAAAUAUAUCAAAGAAGGAGAAGCGACCAAAACACCGGAGGAGAUGGCUAAGCUUUACCAGAUAGCGACUGUGUUGUAUGAUGUUCUAAGGACCGUGGUUCCUGAGUCAAGAAUAGAUGAGGAGACCCUCAGAUAUGCCGACGAAGUUGAAAGAAAGAAGGAGCAGUAUGAACACUAUAACAUUCUUCCGCUGUAUGCUGUAGGGGCCAGAACUGCAAUAAUGGAGCUCCCCGAGAUUAAAGCGGCUUUUAGUGCUGUACGUAAUGUGCAAGGUCUUCCUCGACCGAGAUUUCAUUCGACCUCGGCUAACCCAGAUGAAAAGCUGAAGGAAAGAGCUCAGUCUUUUAACGACAUUCUUGAAUGGCUUGCAUUGGUUUUUGGUUUUCAGAGAGGAAAUGUAGCCAACCAGAGGGAACAUCUUAUACUGCUGCUUGCCAACAUCGACGUAAGAAAGAGGAAUCUCGAGUCUUAUGAUGAGCUCAAGCCAAGCACUGUGGAGAAGUUGAUGGAGAGAAUUUUCAAGAAUUACAGGUCAUGGUGCAAGUAUUUGAGAUGUGAAUCAUAUAUCAGGUUUCCUUCAGGUUGCAACAAACAGCAGCUAAGUCUUAUAUACCUUGGUCUUUAUCUUCUCAUAUGGGGCGAAGCAUCAAAUGUCCGCUUCAUGCCUGAAUGCCUUUGCUACAUAUUCCACAAUAUGGCCAAUGAAGUCUAUGGAAUUCUGUUUAGCAAUGCUCACCAUGUAACUGGAGACACAUUUGAAGCAGCCGCGCCUGAUGAAGAAGCAUUUUUAAGAAAUGUUAUAACACCAAUCUACCAAGUGUUACGCAAGGAAGCCCGGAGAAACAAAGGGGGCAAGGCAAGCCACUCAAAGUGGAGAAACUAUGAUGAUCUAAAUGAAUACUUUUGGGAUAAGAGGUGUUUCAGGCUUAAAUGGCCAAUGAACUUUAAGGCAGAUUUCUUCAUCCACUCUGACGACAAACCACAACCUCCAAAUGAGAGACCUGACCAAGUUUCUUACGGGAAAAGGAAACCCAAAACUAACUUUGUCGAAGCCCGCACAUUUUGGCACCUCUAUCGAAGUUUUGACCGGAUGUGGAUUUUCCUUGUGCUGGCUCUUCAGGCUAUGAUAAUAGUUGCCUGGAGUCCCUCAGGCUUACUUGCCUUCUUUUAUAAGGAUGGCUUCCGCACUAUAUUGACCAUCUUCAUCACUUCAGCUUUCCUUAAUCUUCUGCAAGCAACUCUGGAUAUAAUUCUUAGUUUUGGGGCCUGGAGAGGCCUAAAAUUCACUCAAAUACUGCGUUACUUCUUCAAAUUUUUAAUGGCUGCCAUGUGGGCAGUCGUUUUGCCGAUUACGUACUCAAAGUCGGUGCAGAAUCCAACUGGACUUAUGAAGUUCUUCAGUAGCUGGGUUGGGAGUUGGUUGGACCAGUCAUUAUACAAUUAUGCUGUUGCCUUUUAUGUAUUACCAAAUAUUUUGGCUGCAUUAUUCUUCCUUCUUCCACCUUUACGGAGAAUCUUGGAGCGAUCAAACAUGCGGAUUGUCACAUUUAUCAUGUGGUGGGCACAGCCAAAACUGUACGUCGGUAGAGGAAUGCAUGAGGACAUGUUCUCGCUUUUCAAGUAUACAUUCUUUUGGGUCAUGCUGCUAUUGAGCAAGCUCGCCUUUAGUUACUAUGUGGAGAUAUUACCGCUCGUUAAUCCAACAAAGGUGAUAUGGGAUUUGCAAGUCGUUAACUACCAGUGGCAUGAGUUCUUUCCGAAUGCCACUCAUAACAUAGGAGUAAUUAUCUCGAUUUGGGCCCCAAUUGUCUUGGUUUAUUUCAUGGAUACACAAAUAUGGUAUGCCAUCUUUUCCACUCUGUUUGGUGGGAUUUAUGGAGCUUUCAGCCAUUUGGGGGAGAUUCGCACACUUGGGAUGUUAAGGUCCAGAUUUAAGUUUGUUCCAUCUGAAUUCUGUAGUAAACUUACACCACUAUCCUACGGGCAUGCAAAAAGAAAGCACCUGGAAGAAACAGUGGACGAGAAGGACAUUGCAAGGUUCUCACAAGUGUGGAAUAAGUUCAUAAACACUAUGCGAGAUGAGGAUCUGAUCAAUGAUAGAGAAAGAGAUUUGCUGCUUUUACCUUCUUCUUCUGGAGACGUCUCUGUUGUACAAUGGCCGCCUUUCUUGCUUGCUAGCAAAAUUCCAAUAGCACUAGACAUGGCAAAAGAUUUCAAGGGAAAGGAGGACGCUGAUUUAUUCAAGAAAAUCAGAAGUGAAUAUUAUAUGCAUUAUGCUGUGAUUGAAGCUUAUGAAACCGUGAGGGACAUUAUAUACGGUCUUCUAGAAGAUGAAUCUGAUAAAAGGAUUGUGAGGGAGAUUUGCUAUGAAGUAGAUGUCAGCAUACAGCAACAUAGAUUCUUAACUGAGUUCCGAAUGAGCGGUCUGCCUCUGCUCAGUGAUAAACUGGAGAAGUUUCUAAGCAUCCUGCUAAGUGAUUAUGAUGAUGUUGAAACGUACAAGUCUCAGAUAAUCAACAUCCUCCAGGACAUUAUUGAAAUCAUCACACAGGAUGUUAUGCUUAAUGGUCACGAAAUUCUUGAAAGGGCCCAUUUACAGACUGGUGAUAUUGAGAGUGACAAGAAAGAGCAGAGGUUCGAGAAAAUAAAUCUUCGUCUGACACAUAAUUUAUCUUGGAGGGAAAAGGUUGUUAGACUUUGGUUACUUGUUACUGUUAAAGAAUCUGCGAUAAAUGUACCCCAAAAUUUGGAAGCACGACGCCGUAUCACCUUCUUUGCAAAUUCCCUAUUCAUGAAAUUGCCAGAUGCUCCACGAGUUCGUGACAUGCUGUCCUUUAGCGUUUUAACUCCUUAUUACAAAGAAGAAGUGCUUUAUUCCGAGGAGGAACUCAAUAAGGAAAAUGAAGAUGGAGUGACAAUGUUGUUUUACCUGCAGAAAAUAUAUCCUGAGGAAUGGUCAAACUACUUAGAACGUGUAGGGGAUUCUAAGCGAAACUUUGCUGAGAAAGACAAGAUAGAUCAACUUCGUCAGUGGGUAUCUUACAGAGGCCAGACACUUGCCAGGACAGUAAGGGGAAUGAUGUACUACAGACAAGCUCUAGAACUUCAGUGCUUCCAGGAAUUUGCAGGAGAUGAUGAUAAGCACAGUGGCUACCAUGCCAUGGAAACAAAUGAGGAUGACCAAAAGUCUUUUAAUGAUCGUACGCGAGCUCUUGCAGAUUUGAAAUUCACAUAUGUGGUAUCGUGUCAGGUUUAUGGGAACCAGAAAAAGUCCAGCGAUCUUCGGGAUCGGAGUAGUUACAAUAACAUUUUACAGCUUAUGCUGAAGUAUCCAUCUCUACGUGUUGCCUACAUAGAUGAAAGGGAGGAGACAGUAAAUGGAAAAUCGCAGAAAGUAUUCUACUCUGUGCUUCUUAAGGGAUGUGAUAAGUUAGAUGAGGAAAUAUAUCGCAUUAAACUUCCUGGUCCUCCUACCGAAAUUGGAGAAGGAAAGCCUGAGAACCAAAAUCAUGCCCUGAUUUUUACACGUGGUGAAGCACUUCAGACCAUAGACAUGAACCAGGACAAUUACUUUGAAGAGGCCUUCAAAAUGAGGAAUGUGCUGCAGGAAUUUAUACAAGAUUGCCGUGGCAAGAGAAAACCUACAAUUUUGGGUCUUAGGGAACACAUAUUUACUGGAAGUGUUUCAUCACUGGCAUGGUUCAUGUCAAAUCAGGAGACAAGUUUCGUUACCAUUGGCCAAAGAGUUUUGGCAAAUCCUCUGAGGGUCCGUUUCCAUUAUGGUCAUCCAGAUAUCUUUGAUAGAAUUUUCCACAUAACGAGGGGUGGCAUUAGCAAGGCUUCAAGGAUCAUAAACUUAAGCGAAGACAUCUUUGCAGGGUACAAUUCAACUCUCCGUGGGGGAUACGUCACACAUCAUGAAUAUAUCCAAGUUGGAAAGGGACGUGAUGUAGGAAUGAAUCAAAUUUCCUUUUUUGAAGCCAAAGUUGCAAAUGGGAACGGAGAACAGACUCUUAGUCGUGAUGUUUAUCGUCUGGGCCGCCGGUUUGAUUUUUACAGGAUGCUCUCAUUCUACUUCACCACAGUCGGUUUCUAUUUUAGUAGCAUGAUGACCGUGCUUACGGUGUAUGUGUUCCUUUAUGGACGUCUUUACAUGGUUAUGAGCGGGUUGGAAAGAGAGAUCCUUGAAAGUGCAAGAGUACAUCAGUCGAAAGCCCUUGAAGAGGCAUUGACAGCCCAAUCUGUUUUUCAGUUGGGUUUCUUGAUGGUUCUACCAAUGGUUAUGGAAAUAGGACUCGAAAAAGGGUUUCGCACCGCUCUAGGUGAUUUUAUCAUUAUGCAACUUCAGCUUGCCUCUGUUUUCUUCACAUUUCAGCUCGGAACAAAAGCACAUUACUUUGGGAGGACGAUUUUACAUGGAGGUUCUAAGUACCGAGCAACAGGUCGAGGAUUCGUGGUUUUCCAUGCAAAGUUUGCUGAUAAUUAUAGGUUGUAUUCUCGAAGUCAUUUCGUAAAGGGACUGGAGUUGGCCAUACUACUGGUUGUCUAUCAAGUCUAUGGGAAUUCGUACCGAAGUUCAAAUCUUUAUAUGUACAUUACCUUCUCAAUGUGGUUCCUAGUAGCUUCAUGGUUGUUUGCACCAUUUAUAUUCAAUCCGGCCGGCUUUGAAUGGCAAAAGACAGUGGACGACUGGACUGACUGGAAAAGAUGGAUGGGAAACCGUGGUGGCAUUGGAAUUUCUGUUGAAAAGAGUUGGGAAUCAUGGUGGGACGGUGAACAAGAACACCUCAAACACACAAAUAUAAGGGGAAGGGUUCUCGAGAUAAUUCUCGCUCUUCGUUUCCUCCUUUACCAGUAUGGAAUCGUCUACCAUCUGAAUAUUGCCCAUCGCCACACCGACUUUCUGGUUUACGGCCUCUCUUGGGUUGUCUUGCUCACGGUUCUACUCGUCCUAAAGCUGGUAUCGAUGGGUAGAAGGAGAUUCGGGACAGAUUUUCAGCUAAUGUUCAGGAUUCUCAAGGCUCUUCUCUUCCUCGGGUUCUUGUCAGUCAUGACAGUAUUAUUCGUAGUUGCGGGCCUCACAAUUCUAGAUGUAUGUGCCGCCAUCCUGGCUUUCUUGCCUACUGGUUGGGCGAUUCUUCUUAUUGGACAAGCCCUUAGAAGCGUGUUGAAGGGACUCGGGUUCUGGGAAUCGAUAAAGGAGCUGGGGAGGGCGUAUGAGUACAUAAUGGGGCUGGUGAUAUUCACGCCCAUAGCUGUAUUGUCGUGGUUCCCUUUCGUCUCGGAGUUCCAAACACGUCUUCUGUUCAACCAGGCAUUCAGCCGUGGCCUCCAGAUCUCCAUGAUUCUUUCUGGAAAUAAAGACAAGCAGGCCCCUUCCUCCUCCAAGUAGCAGCUUUCUUCCUCUCUUUUAUGUACUCCGUUGUAUUAUUUGAAACCACUGGCUGUCCGUUCCUUUGUUUAGUUAUUUACCUUUUUCACUCCAAGAUGAGAUUAUACAGAAAUUUGCUGAUUGUUUAGACAUGAAGACUUGAUCAUCUGACUGGAAAUGUUGUUGUAUGUAAAAAAAAACCUCUGCCUUAGAUGCAAUAUCCCAAGUCUACGUGGCAUAAACUGUCGGUCAACCCCGACUUUGGAUUUUGUUGACCUUCUUCUCUGCCUCUCUCCUCAUCUCGGAUAUGAUGAGUUGGAGAAUUAGACUUGUUCACGGAUCGAUUGUUCUCAAUUGGUCAUUGUCGCGUCUAAGGAUUUCCGUUUCGAAGGAAAACGGUCAAGCGAACGGUAUUUUUCAUUGGCGACGCUGUUGGGAGG